This is a messenger RNA of Tetrahymena thermophila SB210, 981 nucleotides long. Its product is annotated as enoyl-CoA hydratase/delta3,5-delta2,4-dienoyl-CoA isomerase. Gene Ontology annotation, molecular function: enoyl-CoA hydratase activity. The transcript is spliced from 7 exons. Lineage: Eukaryota; Ciliophora; Oligohymenophorea; Hymenostomatida; Tetrahymenidae. The record is from RefSeq and is a predicted model, not a curated record. Gene Ontology annotation, biological process: fatty acid beta-oxidation. Gene Ontology annotation, cellular component: mitochondrion.
AUGACUACAGAAAAUUCGGAUAAAUAAGAUAAAGAUACGCAAAAUCAAUUAUUUUUAAUUGAUAAAUUAGAUACGUUUAACAAUUAAAAUUAAAUUAAAAAUUAUUAAAAACUUUAACUCAUAAUAUAUAAAAAGAAAAGAAAGCAGAUGCUAAACAGGGUCUUAAGAAAGUUCUUCUCAUCUGGUGUGGAGAGAUAAUGCACAAUUUCAUAUCUUGAUGGUAAAAACUAAGGAGUUGCAUUAGUUGAACUCAAUAACCCUUCCAAGAGAAAUGCAUUAUCAAAUAAGCUUGUUGCUGAUUUAAAGGAAAUUAUCCAUGAAUUAAAUUCAAACUCCAAUAUUAGAGUUGGUAUUUUGAGAAGCAAAACACCUGGAAUGUUCUGUGCAGGUGCAGACUUAAAAGAAAGACUCGGUUUAUCAAACUUCUAAACUGAACUUUUGGUUGAAAAUUUAAGAAACACUUUUGAUGCAUUAUACCGCGUUCCCGUUCCUAUGAUAGCUGCUAUUGAUGGUCCUGCUCUUGGAGGUGGUUUAGAAAUGGCUAUAUCAUGUGAUAUUAGAAUUGCAACAAAGAAGAGUUUACUUGGCUUACCUGAAACUGCCUUAGCUAUAAUUCCAGGAGCUGGUGGUACUUAAAAAUUACCAAGAUUAAUUGGAGUAGCAAAAGCUAAAGAACUUAUUUUUACUGCUGCUAAAUUAUCACCUUAAGAGGCUUUAGAAUUAGGAAUCUUGAAUUAUGUAGAAGAAGAUUAUGAUUCUGCUUAUAACAAAGCUUUAACAAUUGCUGAGUUAAUUCUUAAAAACGGUCCUAUUGGAGUACGUGCUGCAAAGGCUGCUAUUAAUUUAGGAAGUGAAGUUGAUUUAAAAACAGGUUUAGAAAUUGAAAAAAUGCAGUACACAAAAGUAGCAAACAGUGAAGAUAGAAUUGAAGGUCUUAAGGCUUUCGCUGAAAAGAGAUCUCCUGUUUACAAAGGAAUUUGA